Molecule: messenger RNA, 5150 nt
Organism: Urocitellus parryii (Arctic ground squirrel)
Lineage: Eukaryota; Metazoa; Chordata; Mammalia; Rodentia; Sciuridae
Gene: Inppl1
Product: inositol polyphosphate phosphatase like 1
Biological process (GO): regulation of immune response; phosphatidylinositol dephosphorylation; negative regulation of insulin-like growth factor receptor signaling pathway
Cellular component (GO): cytosol
Molecular function (GO): inositol-polyphosphate 5-phosphatase activity; protein binding
Source: RefSeq, a predicted model, not a curated record
GCCAUCUUAAGUGGCCGCCUAGAGUCCAGGGCUGCUUCCCGGGGCCAGGAGGCACCCCAGCAGCCCCGGAGGUGGGGGUCUGCAUGCGGCGGAGAGGCCUCUGGGGAGAGGCCGGAAGCCGGUGGAUUGAGGGAACUUUGUCCAAGAUGGAAAGGGGAUCCCCCUAGUCUCGGUCUGYGGGUCCUCUCAAGACGCCGGCCUGCGGGUGCCGGGAGUGGUGCCAGGGAACUUGGCCGAGAGGGGGGAAGGGCUUUGCUGGGCUAGGAGGGCCGCGCAUGGGGGGCUCGAAGACGCUGGUCUUCGUCCGGGGGUUUGUGGGGAUCGGAUCUCUAUGAAAGGGACUUCCUCCUUGGGAUUUGUAGACGGACAGUUGAGGCCGGCGCUGCAGGCGGCGGCGGCUGCGCGGCGAAUCUGGCGGCCUGCGCGGCGGAGUGCGGAGUCCUGAUCCCUGGCUCUGUCCGGCCCGCGGAUYCUCAGGCCCAGGACCCGGGCGCGGCCCCAGCGUCGGCCCUGAGCUUCCCGGGGCGGAUGGCGCGGGGUGGCAGACGCGGGCGGUGCUGAGCCCUCCGCGGGCUAUGGCUUCGGCGUGUGGGGCACCCGGCCCGGGGAGCGCGGGGUCCGGGGGCGCGCUGGGCAGCCCGGCUCCUGCCUGGUACCACCGCGACCUGAGCCGCGCUGCAGCGGAGGAGCUGCUGGCCCGGGCGGGCCGCGAUGGCAGCUUCCUGGUCCGAGACAGCGAGAGCGUGGCGGGGGCCUUCGCACUCUGCGUCCUGUAUCAGAAGCAUGUACACACAUACCGCAUCCUGCCUGAUGGAGAAGACUUCCUGGCUGUGCAGACUUCACAGGGUGUGCCUGUGCGCCGCUUCCAGACCCUGGGCGAGCUCAUUGGCUUGUAUGCCCAGCCCAAUCAGGGCCUGGUGUGUGCCCUACUGCUGCCUGUAGAGGGGGAGAGAGAGCCAGACCCACCGGAUGACCGUGAUGUCUCAGAUGGGGAGGAUGAAAAGCCCCCACUGCCCCCGCGCUCUGGCUCUACCAGCAUUUCUGCCCCCGCGGGACCUACCAGCCCCCUGCCAGCCCCUGAGACUCCCACAACUCCAGCUGCUGAGAGCGCUCCCAAUGGGCUGAGCACCAUUUCCCAUGAGUAUCUGAAGGGCAGCUAUGGGCUGGACCUGGAGGCUGUGCGGGGCGGAGCCAGCAACCUGCCCCACCUCACCCGCACUCUUGCCACCUCCUGCCGGAGACUGCACAGUGAGGUGGACAAGGUCCUGUCGGGUCUGGAGAUCCUGUCCAAGGUGUUUGACCAGCAGAGCUCGCCCAUGGUGACUCGCCUUUUACAGCAGCAGCAGAACCCAUCACAGACUGGGGAACAGGAACUAGAGAACCUGGUACUGAAGUUGUCAGUGCUAAAGGACUUCCUGUCAGGCAUCCAGAAGAAGGCCCUGAAGGCACUACAGGACAUGAGUUCCACGGCACCUCCAGUUUCUCUGCAGCCAUCUAUACGUAAGGCCAAGACCAUACCUGUGCAGGCCUUUGAGGUGAAGCUGGAUGUUACCUUGGGUGACCUGACCAAGAUUGGAAAGUCACAGAAGUUUACACUGAGCGUGGAUGUGGAAGGUGGGCGGCUAGUGCUGCUUCGGAGACAGCGGGACUCCCAGGAGGACUGGACGACCUUCACACAUGACCGAAUCCGCCAGCUCAUUAAGUCCCAGCGUGUCCAGAACAAGCUGGGUGUUGUGUUUGAAAAGGAGAAGGACCGGACCCAGCGCAAGGACUUCAUUUUCGUCAGUGCCCGGAAGCGAGAAGCCUUCUGCCAGCUACUGCAGCUCAUGAAGAAUAAGCACUCCAAGCAAGAUGAGCCUGAUAUGAUCUCUGUCUUCAUAGGCACCUGGAACAUGGGAAGUGUGCCACCUCCAAAAAAUGUGACAUCUUGGUUCACAUCAAAGGGUCUGGGGAAGACCCUAGAUGAGGUCACAGUGACCAUACCCCAUGACAUCUAUGUCUUUGGGACCCAGGAGAACUCAGUGGGUGACCGAGAGUGGCUGGACCUGCUGCGUGGGGGCCUCAAGGAGCUUACAGAUUUGGAUUACCGCCCGAUUGCCAUGCAGUCGCUGUGGAACAUCAAGGUGGCUGUGCUCGUCAAGCCAGAGCAUGAGAACCGCAUCAGCCAUGUCAGUACAUCCAGUGUGAAAACUGGCAUCGCCAACACCCUGGGGAACAAGGGAGCCGUGGGUGUCUCCUUCAUGUUCAAUGGCACCUCAUUUGGCUUUGUGAAUUGCCAUCUCACCUCGGGAAAUGAGAAGACUGCCCGGCGGAACCAGAACUAUCUGGACAUCCUGAGACUGCUCUCGCUGGGUGACCGGCAGCUCAGUGCAUUUGACAUCUCUCUGCGUUUCACUCACCUCUUCUGGUUUGGGGACCUCAACUAUCGCCUGGACAUGGAUAUCCAGGAGAUACUGAACUACAUCAGCAGGAAAGAGUUUGAGCCUCUGCUCCGGGUAGACCAGCUCAACUUGGAGCGGGAGAAGCACAAGGUUUUCCUUCGGUUCAGUGAGGAGGAGAUCUCUUUUCCACCCACUUACCGCUAUGAGCGGGGUUCCCGGGACACAUAUGCCUGGCACAAGCAAAAGCCAACUGGAGUCCGGACCAACGUUCCCUCAUGGUGUGACCGGAUUCUAUGGAAGUCCUACCCUGAAACCCACAUCAUCUGCAAUUCCUAUGGUUGCACUGAUGACAUUGUCACCAGCGACCAUUCCCCUGUGUUUGGGACAUUUGAGGUUGGAGUUACCUCUCAGUUCAUCUCCAAGAAAGGGCUCUCGAAGACUUCAGACCAGGCCUACAUUGAGUUUGAGAGCAUCGAGGCCAUUGUGAAGACAGCCAGCCGCACCAAGUUCUUCAUUGAGUUCUAUUCCACUUGCCUGGAGGGUCAGAGACAGGGCCCACGGCUGGGUUUGGUUUUCCCCACUCCCACCCCAGAGUACAAGAAGAGCUUUGAGAAUGAUGCCCAAAGCAGUGACAACAUCAACUUCCUCAAAGUGCAGUGGUCUUCACGCCAGCUGCCCACGCUCAAGCCCAUUCUGGCUGACAUUGAGUACCUGCAAGAUCAGCACCUUCUGCUCACAGUCAAGUCCAUGGAUGGCUAUGAAUCCUAUGGGGAAUGUGUGGUUGCACUCAAAUCCAUGAUUGGCAGCACAGCCCAGCAGUUUCUGACCUUCCUGUCCCAUCGCGGCGAGGAGACAGGCAAUAUCCGUGGCUCCAUGAAGGUGCGGGUGCCCACGGAACGCCUGGGCACCCGUGAGCGGCUCUACGAGUGGAUCAGCAUUGAUAAGGAUGAGGCUGGAGCAAAGAGCAAAGGCCCGUCUGUGUCCCGAGGCAGCCAAGAAUCCAGGUCAGGGAGCCGCAAGCCAGCCUCCACAGAAGGCUCCAGCCCGUUGUCCAAGUUAUUUGAAGAGCCAGAGAAACCACCGMCAACUGGGAGGCCCCCAGCCCCGCCCCGAGCAGCUCCCAGGGAGGAGCCCUUGAACCCCAGGUUGAAGCCAGAGGGGGCUCCUGAGCUGGAAGGGGUAGUGGCCCCCGCACCCAAGAACAGCUUCAAUAAUCCUGCCUACUACGUCCUUGAAGGGGUCCCACACCAGCUGCUGCCCCUGGAGCCACCCUCACCUGCCAGGGCUCCUGUCCCACCUACCACAAAGAACAAAGUUGCCAUCACAGUGCCUGCUCCACAGCUUGGACGCCACCGGCCCCCUCGGGUGGGAGAGGGGAGUUCAUCAGAUGAAGACUCUGGGGGUACUCUGCCCCCUCCAGAUUUUCCACCUCCACCACUGCCAGACUCAGCCAUUUUCCUGACCCCCAACCUGGAUCCUUUGUCAGUACCAGGGGUCCGGGGACGCAGUGGAGGUGAGGGCCGAGGCCCACCACCUCCCAAGGCCCAUCCAAGGCCCCCACUACCCCCAGGCCCCUCAUCUGCCAGCACUUUCCUAGGGGAGGUAGCAAGUGGGGAUGACCGGUCCUGCUCAGUACUGCAGAUGGCCAAGACUCUAAGUGAGGUGGAUUAUGCUCCUGCUGGGCCUGGACGCUCAGCGCUUCUCCCAAGCCCUUUGGAGUUGCAGCCACCCCGUGGACUGCCCUCCGACUAUGGCCGGCCCCUCAGCUUCCCUCCACCCCGCAUCCGGGAGAGCAUCCAAGAGGACCUAGCGGAGGAGGCACCGUGCCCGCAGGUCGGGCGGGCCGGCGGCCUGAGUGAGGCAGGUAUGGGUGCCUGGCUGCGGGCCAUCGGCUUAGAGCGCUAUGAGGAGGGCCUGGUGCACAAUGGCUGGGACGACCUGGAGUUUCUCAGUGACAUCACAGAGGAAGACCUGGAGGAGGCUGGGGUGCAGGACCCUGCUCACAAGCGCCUCCUUCUGGACACAUUGCAGCUCAGCAAGUGACAGCGGAGGCUCGGCAAAGCCGCGACUCAGCGCCUCUCCCCUGCUACGAAGGCCUGGAAUAGCUAGCCCCUGGCUAGAAAAUUCUGAGGGGGUGGGGCAAUACCUUUCUGCCUAUUUAUUGGGGAAUCCACAUUCCCCACUGCCCAGUCAUUUGGAAUGCCCUAAUUAGGACAUCCUGCCCCUCCCUUUUAGACCCAGGGCUGCAGAGGUCUGUAGCCUGCAGUGUGCAGUCCUGUUUUUCUAGACCCCUCUUCUCAGCCCCAGGGGUGCAAAUGGGGUAUAGUURUAUACAUCUGGGCCCCAACUUUCAUCACUGUUUUCUGCUGCCCUCCCCCCAGCCUGACCCACAGGUGGGACCUCCCCCUAACUUCUGCAGGGGCAUCCGUCCGGAAAUGAAGGAAGAGCUCGAGGAUCGGGCUGGGGUUUAUUUAAACUUCUAUGUGUGGGUUUGGGGAGGGAGGGCACUUUAUUAUUAUGGGUGGUGGCGGGGGGCAGGACCUCGACCAUAAAGUGCUAGUUUGCUUAGUUCUCAAGUCUCCUGGUCUGUAACACCCUGCGCUAGAAAUGCGUGGUGGCCGUGAAGAGAGAGAGAGGGCCCCUUGCUGGCUUCAACCGCAACGGGGUCAGGGUUCUUGCAAGCAGCCUAGUCUUACUCUGCACCCUCAGAAGGGUUGCCAGUGUUGAUGUCUUCAAUAAAUUAAGUUUUAUUUGGAUUGAGCAAAAUCA